Messenger RNA from Culex quinquefasciatus (southern house mosquito), 3438 nucleotides. Its product is annotated as inner centromere protein B. Gene Ontology annotation, cellular component: chromosome passenger complex; chromosome, centromeric region; meiotic spindle midzone. NCBI's taxonomy places the organism in Eukaryota, Metazoa, Arthropoda, Insecta, Diptera, Culicidae. The coding region runs from base 329 to 2950 and encodes 873 amino acids. Gene Ontology annotation, molecular function: protein serine/threonine kinase activator activity. The record is from RefSeq and is a predicted model, not a curated record. Gene Ontology annotation, biological process: meiotic chromosome segregation; meiotic spindle midzone assembly; positive regulation of protein serine/threonine kinase activity. The transcript has 4 exons.
AAAAUUUGAAAUGGCGCUCUAACUUCUUUGCCUACUGUGGUUGUGCCGUUGGACGAACCGAACUCUCAAAGUGGCGUUUCAUUGCGUUUUUCCCGAUUUUUCCGAGUUUUUCGCGUGUGAAAAAGCUUCAAUCGUUGUUCAGCAAGUGGCGGUCAGUGCAGUGAGCUGAAAACUGGAGAAAAUUUCGUACCGGACGGUUUCAGCCGUUGUUAUGAAGUAACGCUUUUUUUCCCUUGCAACCCUGAGUCGUCAGCAGCUUGAUUGGUUGUUGGAGGGAUUGAUCCGGAUCUUUCCGAGGCGAGGCGAAGCAUAAAGUGGUCCGCACACCAUGGACGAUUUGAUGAACAAAUUCAGCGAGGUGAUUCUGCAAUCGUUUGCAGCGGAAGCCCGGCUGGAGGAGGAAUUUAAGAAAUGCACCCUCAAGCUGGACGAGCACAUCACCCAGUCGAUCACCAACGGAACUCCGGUGCAAAACAAGAAGCGUCCAAAGCGUCUGGACUCCAUCGACGACGCGGAUGGCCCUGAACCCGAACCAGAACCGGAACCCGUAGACAAGUCGUCCAGCUCCGCAUCAUCAUCGGCGCGCUCAAGUCAUCAGCAAGCGUCACGAAAGAACAGCGUCCGGCAAAAAUCGCUGGAAACGGCUCCGGCGGCCUCCUCGGAGCUGGAAGAGUCUAGCUCGGGUCGCCCGGCACGGUCCGCCCGGGUGAAGGCCAUCAAGAACCUCAAGGAACCGACGCUGAAUAGCAAAAUGCGCCAGCCCAGCAUGGUCACCAUCAAGCAGGAACGCAUCUCGAUGGAGGUCCGUAAGGAUCGGAAUGAUGUGGAACCGAUGGAGUUGGACGGGGAGAAUGACGCGAAUGUGCUGAAUGGAGUGGCUCCGUUGGCGGUUGAGCAGCAGAAAAAGUCGAGCGACGAAGGAUUUGGCAGUACGAACGAGAAGGAAGACCCGCCGGCGGCGGAGCCAUCCCGGGAGAUGUCCAUCAUGGUUAUUCCGCAACCGAUUCCGAAGGUGGAGGUGUUGUCGGACGACGAAGCAGCGGAAAAGAUGCCGCCUCCGUCGAUGCCACCGCCGACGAAGGCGGCCGCCAAGAGCAAAGCCAAGACCAAGAAGGUUAAGAGCUCGGAUGCCCUCCCGGUACCGAUCAAGCGCGAAAAGGACGCGGACGAUUCUGCGGUGUCCUCGGCCGAGUCGACCUUGUCGAAUGCGUCCUCUUCGGUCAGGAGCAGCUCGACGCGGGCUGCCUCGAAGAAGAAGAAGGAAUCAACCCAGGCUCCGGCUGUGACCAUCAAAAAGGAAAAGAUUUCCACCGGAAGGACGAGAGGAAAGGCUUCGACUCAGGCCAGUCCUACGGCGUCGGAGAAAUCCGUCUACGAAGAUGCGCUCGAGGGAGGAGACGCGGUCAUGAAACCGCUCGUUGUGUCCAUUGGCAAGAUGCCACUCGUGGACGCUGAGAAGAAUCGCACCUUUGCGAUGGACAAAAAUGGCACCUUCACUGCUGCGGCCAACGGAACGUUCGUCGUCCAAUCGCCGGAGACUGCCGGCAAUGCCACGUUCGACGUGCGUCCCCCCGCCAACAGCACCUUCGUAAUGGACAACAAAAAGGGCACUCCCGAGGUCAACGCCAGCAUCAUGACCGAGGACAACUCCCUCGUAGAGAACAGUCCGGAGAAGGCACCGGUGGCCGUCCCUGCCAAGAAGCCGGCCGUCGCCAAAAAGCCACAAACCGCAACCCAGUCAAAGGCGAAGAAAAACAACGAACUGUUCAGUAUGCAGAGCCCGAUCAAGUCCCGCAUCGAAGCGUUCGAAAAGGCCGCCGUCGCUUCACCCAUGCACACACGCACCGGAACGGUCACCGGCGGCAAGCACACGACCCCCUCCCAACCGUCGCGACUUCCAUCGAAAGCUUCCACCACCCCCCUCGCCUCCCAGCGGUUCCCAUCGUCCGCCAAAGCCUCCCAACACACGCCAACCGCCCAAAACGUCCUGCCAACUACGGGCAAAGGAAUCUCCGCGUCCGCCUCCAAGCUGGCCCACCUCCAGAAGAAACCCACCCUCACAACCGCCCUCACCAAGUCGCAAAGCCUUUCGCGUGAGCCCAGCAUGGAACGGCAGCCGGGCACCCUGUCCGCAGCGUCCUCCAGCUCCUCCCUGGCCGUGAUGGACGAAAAGAAGAAGAAGCGCGAGGAAAAGCAACGGCUAGCGGCGCAACAGCGCGAACAGAUGGAGAAGGAAAAGCGCGAACACGCCGAGCGGCAGAUGCGCGAGAAGGAGGAAAAGCACCGCAAGCUGGUGCAGGAAAAGGAGGAAAAGCUGCGCGCGGAUGCCGUCAAGAAGGCCCGCAAGAUGGAGGAGUUUGAGAAGCGGCGCCACCUGGAGGAGCUGAACCAGCGGAUGCUGGCCGAGCAGAAGCGCGAGGAGUUGGCCAAGCUGGAGCAGCAGCAGAGAGCCGAACAGGCCGACCUGUUCAAGAUGAACCAGGCGAAGGAGAACUACGAAAUCAAGCUGCACAAGCAGAUGUACCAGCAAAAGAUGCAACAGCAGCAGAAGAUCGCCCACGCCCAGGCCCUUCAGCAGCAGCAACAGCAACAACAGCAGCUGCUCCAGCUCAAGAAGAUAAAGGACAAGCAAGCCGCGUCCGACAAGGAGACCUUCACCUUCGACAUGAUCGAAACGGACGACUCGACGGACGACGAGAGUACGCCCAACGCACCCAACAAGAAGAAGCGACCACCGCUGCCAGCUUGGUGUUCCAAGGAGGAACGGCGCCAGCCGAUGCGGAUACAGGCCGAGAUCAAGCUGAAGGUGAUCGACCAGUUCUUCUCGGUGGCCCCGAUGACGCCGGACCUGCGCGAGAUCUUCCCCGCGAUCGACGCCCGCAAGCUGAAGCGAAACUCGAGCGCCGUCUGGCGGACGCCGCCGCGCUACUCGCAGAUGCCCAAGUACUAAGGCCGAGGGUCGUCGCUGGUAGCUGGUAAGUUGUGUGUUUGUUGUGUCCCUAGAACUCCCCCGCCCCGUUAUGUAUGUGAGAGCGUUGUUUUGUAUGUUUCUUUUUAUAUCUUCGCAUUAUUUUAUAACCACGCAGUACAUACGACUUUUUCUAAGAUUGCAAAAAAUAACAGAAAAAAAAACACAAAUAACUCAUAAAAAACAUCAAGAAUCAAGCACAAUUCUUAAAUUGUUGUACCGUUGAUUGAAAGAAGAAGCAAGUUUUGCUAGUUGAUUAAGUUUUGCAGUUGUAAACCGUCAACCCCCCCCUCAAAACUGUGGGGAUGAAGUGCAGAUCGAAUAUAUAACUACGUUUAAGUUUUGCUGUUAAAAUUGAAAGAGUGUGCGUCCCUGAUGACGUUGGGAAGAACUCUGGCUUACAUACAUCCAUAAACUUCUUUUGUUUAAUAUAUUUCCUUUAUAUAAAGACUCUGCGAAAAAAACAAAAA